GAAUUGAAGUUUGGAGCGCUAGUUGCAAUAUGUGUGCUACACGAUCUGCUGUUCGUGAAUCUGAUUCAGACUCGAGGGAUUUCAGAAUUUUCAGUGUCAAGAGACUUUCAUACUUUAAGAUACCAUCGGAAUUUAGAGAGGGUAGAUGUCGUAGUGUUGCUGAAUUUGAAAAGCUAAACCGCAUAGGUGAAGGGACAUAUGGUAUUGUCUACCGUGCUCGUGAUACUGUAUCAAAAGAGGUUGUGGCUCUGAAGAAAGUCCGAAUGGAAAAUGUUCGAGAUGGUAUCCCUAUUAGCAGUUUGCGUGAAAUCACUUUGUUGCUAAGUAUAAAGCACCCGAAUGUUGUUCACUUGAGAGAAGUCGUUGUUGGGAGGAGCUUAGAUAGUAUCUUCCUUGUUAUGGAGUAUUGUGAACAGGAUAUGGCAAGUUUACUUGAUAACAUGCCUAAUCCUUUCACCGAGUCUCAGGUUAAAUGCAUCAUGCUUCAGAUUUUCAAAGGUCUGAGAUAUCUUCAUGAAAACUUUAUAAUCCACAGGGACUUAAAAGUCUCCAACCUGUUAAUGAAUGACAAGGGUCUUGUCAAAAUAGCGGACUUUGGACUGUCACGCCCUACUCAUUCCCAUAAUCCCAUGACUCCAUGCGUUGUUACAUUAUGGUACCGAGCACCGGAAAUUUUACUUGGCGAUAAAAACCAGACUAAAGCUGUUGAUAUAUGGUCAGCUGGCUGUAUUAUGGGUGAGCUUUUAUUACACAAACCACUUCUUCCUGGGAAGACAGAGGUUCACCAAUUGGAGUUAAUUAUUGAUUUACUGGGCACUCCGAAUGAUCAAAUUUGGCCGAAUCUUUCCAAAUUACCAGCAUUAGAAAAGAUAAAUCUGAAAAAGCAACCAAUCUCUUGUUACGUUUUAUUUGUCUUACUUCAUUUUGUGUGAGCUUCCUGGUCGUGGCACCGUUACGUCUAUAAAUUCCACUAAUCAUAAUCUAGUUUUAAGGUGAUUUGAUGGUAAUUGAUAGGUUUAAAUAUUCAUUUAAUAAUCCAAUUUAUUUAUCAUAUUCUUAUGAGAGUUUUCAUUUUAGUAAACAACUGGCAUUGAGCUACAACACUUGAUUUAUGGUCCUAGUGACGUUUGCUAAAAGCCCUGUAUAACUAAAGAUCAACUAUCUCUGAUGUCCUCAUUCCUAAUUCUUAGAGUAGAAAAUCAUAGAACUAAAAUAGAUAUUUCGGCUAAGAUUUUUUCUACGAUAAGAUACCAAAGAAAAGAGAUCUGAGAAAAUGUGAAAACUACAGAGGCAUCACACUAAUAUCUGAACCAGGAAACGUUUACAGCAUAGUACUGCUGAACCGAAUGAAGGAUUCGGUGGAUACUCAACUUCGAGAUCAACAGUCCGGAUUACGUAAGAAUCUGUUGUGUAUCGACCAAGUUGCAACACUACGAAUCACCGUUGAACAACCAAUUGAAUGGAACUCGUCACUAUAAAUCAACUUCCUUUACUAUGAAAAGGUGUUUAACAGUGUGGAACCUUAUGGGACUUCCUUCAACAUUAUGGUGUGAGUAGUUGAGAAGAUCAACAACAUACAGAAUUCAUAAGACGGACUACAUUACAAAGUCCCUUUCUCUUCCUUCUGGUAGUUGACUGGAUUAUGAAGACCUCGACAUCUGAGGGAAGCACAGAAUACAAUGGACAGCUUGGAUGCGACUAGACGAUUUGAACUUCUCAAAUGACCUGGUCCUUCUAUCCCAUACACACGAACAAAUGCAGGUCAAGACAACCAGUGUAUCAGCAGCCUCUGCAUCAGUGAGCCUCAACACAUACUAGAGAAAAGGCGAGAUCCUCGAUUACAUUACGGAGACUAAAACGGAAUACAUGUUUUAUUAAGAACCAGAGAGGAUGUAUACAUACAAAUCCCAAUCAACAUAUCAUUCUGGGUUUAUGUUAUGGCCUAUCCACUCACAAAGUUGUUUAAUAUAUUUUCUGUCUCAUUGAUUUCCUUUUGUUAUUGCGUAGUAUGUUAACCUAGAUCGAUGAGUGUUGGCGAUAGGUUUUCCUGUUAUUUAUCUGUUUGUUCGCUGCCAAGUCUUUUAAUAGAUCACUAGUCUCGUCAUUCGGUGUUACACCUCACUAGUAGUGAUUAACGUUUAUUAUUAAUUCAUUCGUAAGCUGUAAUAUUAUUGACAUCAUAUUUUCAACAGUUCACAUCAAGUGUGCUUCACAACCCAAACACAAGACUACACAGUAUUUAGGUAGAAUUAAAUAAAUGAAAAUCGUAUUUUGCUUCAUUCUUCUGUUAUCAAUCUAUAACUCAUUUAACUUACUAUUCUUUUGAUUUGUACGCAAAUUAUUUUCAAAGUUUUAUUUACGUAAUUUUUUCAUUCGUGUUUUCCAGGUACAAUAAUUUGCGUCAUACUUUCCCAUGGUUAUCAGAUGCUGGUUUGCGUUUACUAAACUUUCUGUUCAUGUAUGACCCGUCUAAACGGGCUCGGGCUCGUGAGUGCUGUCAGAGUUCUUAUUUCCGUGAACAUCCUUUACCAUGCGAACCUGAUAUGAUGCCAUCUUUUCCUCAACAUCGAUUGAAGCGUAAGAAUUCUCCUGGUGAAUAUGAUAACAAAGGUGUUAAUCCAGCCCAAGAUCAAGCUGCUGGAUUAUUUGAUGCUGCCUUCGAUAGGAUUGUGAAGAAACGUCGAGCUUAAACAGAACCAACACUAUAAAUUAAAAAAAAAUUUAUUUAUAUAAUACAUUUGUGCAUUUCUAAUUUCUUGGUGUUUUUAUUUUGUCCUCUUUAGUCAUUCAUAACUGUCAAUAU
Messenger RNA from Schistosoma bovis, 2803 nucleotides. The record is from the annotation of a GenBank genome assembly. NCBI's taxonomy places the organism in Eukaryota, Metazoa, Platyhelminthes, Trematoda, Strigeidida, Schistosomatidae.